AUGAUGCUGAUUUUAUACCUGCUGUUUGUGUGCAGUCCGACAGCCCGUACUCCGGUCACUCCAGCAGUAACACCCUGUCAAGCACGUCCUCCAGCGGGGGCCACAGCGACACUGACAAGUGGUUCGAGCUGGGGCCUGGGGGCAGCUCCAGUGGGGAGCAAGGCGAACCCGAGCCCAAUGGCUUGGGAGGAGGGGGCUAUCUCCAGGGCUCAUCUGCGGACAGCGGCAUCGACACUAGCUCCUACGGCCCUGCGCACCUGCCGCACUCGCACCAUGGCAGCACCAACGUCCCUGCUGGCCCCCGAGCGAGCAGGGACAGCCCGGGACAGGGACCGCUCAGCCUCCCCCUGGCACAGCCCCACGGAAGGCGGCCGCAGAAUGCUGGAGAGGUCCCCUGCUGCAGCAGAGUCUCCAGGGCCACCGCCUGAGAGCAGAGAGGGCCGCACUCCUCCCACACACCUGCUGGUCCGGGACGCCAGUACCUACAGCCUGAGCGACAUUUGUUCCAACUCCAGCUCCAGCUCCAGGCACUCGGCUCACAGUUCACCCAGAGAAGAGUCUUCGCCCUCAGCCACAUCCCCCUCCCAGGCUUCCCUCGCUGGACCCAAGAGCUUCUACCCCCGACAGGGCGCUCAGUCAAAGUACCUGAUUGGCUGGAGGAAACCUGGCUCCACAAUCAACUCUGUGGACUUUGGAGACACGCGCAAGAAGUCUCCCGGUGAGAGCAGCGUGGACCUGAUCCCUACCCCAGCUGCCCGCCCCUCUUUGCGGGACAUGCACUCUCCUCAGCCCCACAGCAAGUCCCUCAAGUCCCCUAUGGAGGAGGAACCCAAGAGACAGGAGAACCAGGACAGUCCGCCACGACCGCUACACAGGCACAAAGAGAAGCACGGGCAGAAGUCUCCCCCCGAGCAGCCCCUGACCCGCCGCCGCUCGCUCCACAGGACUCUGUCUGAUGAGAGCAUUUACCGCGGCCAGCGCCUGCCCUGCCUGUCAGACUCUGUGCCCGAGCAGCUGGCCGCUGACGUGCUGUUCAGCUGUUCCACUCUGCCUCGCUCCCCCACCACUAGGGGCGUCCCACUGAGGAGGCCCUCGUACAAGCUGGGGGUCAAGCUGCACGGAGAUCUGUCUGCCUCAGACACCUCUCUGGUGGACUUAGUGGAGCGCCAUCGCGGACCCCUACCCCCUGACCUGAUGCCCCUCCCCUCGGGCCGCGACAGCCCCCUGGAGUGGACCCACCUGGUGGAUGUGGCCAGUACCUUCGAUAGUGACCGAGGAGCGCACUAUGUUCAGAGAAGUUAUGUGUUCGGAGACGUGAACCAUCGCAGCAGCGGGACCAGCCCCCAGCCCCACAUCGAGCUGCAGCCGGCCCCCCUGUCACGUCCUGCCUCCAGUGAGGGCCACAUAGGGUUGGAGAGGAAGGUGACUAAACUGGAAGCCAUGGUGAAGAUGCUGCAGGAGGACUUGAAGAAGGAGCGUGAGGAGAAGCAGCGGAUGCAAGCUCAGAUCAAGCGUCUCUGGGAGGAGAAUCAGCGGCUGCAGGAGGAGUCCCAGACUUCUGCCGCCAAACUCAAGAAGUUCACAGAGUGGGUCUUCAACACCAUAGAUAUGAACUGA
Knipowitschia caucasica is the source of this 1617-nucleotide messenger RNA. The record is from the annotation of a GenBank genome assembly. Lineage: Eukaryota; Metazoa; Chordata; Actinopteri; Gobiiformes; Gobiidae.